AUGACGGGAGAGUCAGAAACGCAGACCAGUUCUCCAGCACACACACACAACACAGAUCAAACAAUCGCACAAAGACAACAACCCAACGGAACAACUGCACAAGAGGCUCUCAGUACCACUAAGAGGGGGUCCAAUAUAGACUCGGAUAGGACAACUGACACUGACACUGACACUGACACUGACGCCAGCGGUGACACCAAGGAAAAGAUGCGUAGCAACCGUUCACAUAAGAACAGUGCUUCAGAUAAUACGACAGCUGAUGAUAAAGCCCAUAGUAGCGAGGGUAAGACCAAUGCUAAAAAUAGCACACUUUUAGGCGCAAACCACUGCGCGACCGCACCUCUAACCACAGCCACAGCCACAGCCACAGCCACAAGUCCCCUACUCAACCUGGAGAGGGUAAAGGGGAACAGGGCCAAUACUAGUAACCACGCAUACGACACCCAGGACACGCCAGGUAUCGCCACAGCACCCCCCCACACAGACGCACCAGCGUAUACGGCACAGACCAAUGGCAAGCAGCAGGACAACACGACCAAAAGCGGGACGGAAAGCGGGACGGGGACCGGUACGGAGAGGAGGGAGGGGGAUGGCUCAGCACAGCCACAGAGUCAUCAACCACAGACACAACCUAUGCACCACACAAACACAGCUAAUGCACCGCAGAACAACGUCCACCACUCGGCAGACGGACACAGUCGGCAGAGCAGUGAACAGGCCGAGGCACAAGACACGCACUCACACACAGCACACCAACACAACACACAGCAAAGGAAGACACAGAAUGGCAUGCAACACGAUGGGCCGUUAACGAAGGAGGCGGUCAUCAAGCGAGAGGUGGGUAUUUACUAUGCUGUGACGAAUGCGCCCAGUGCUUGA
Sphaeroforma arctica JP610 is the source of this 879-nucleotide messenger RNA. RefSeq lists its product as hypothetical. The record is from RefSeq and is a predicted model, not a curated record. Bases 1 to 879 code for a protein of 292 amino acids. The transcript has a single exon. Lineage: Eukaryota; Ichthyosporea; Ichthyophonida.